Acomys russatus (golden spiny mouse) is the source of this 1873-nucleotide messenger RNA. It is a transcript of the gene Luzp2, whose product is annotated as leucine zipper protein 2. NCBI's taxonomy places the organism in Eukaryota, Metazoa, Chordata, Mammalia, Rodentia, Muridae. The record is from RefSeq and is a predicted model, not a curated record. The coding region runs from base 577 to 1614 and encodes 345 amino acids. The transcript has 12 exons.
ACUCCACCGGCAGCAGGCAAGCUAUUAUACAUCUAAUCAGAGCAGUAUUUUAAGCUUACUCUCCAAGCAACAUUUCUGCAAAAGCAAGCUGGUGAGAGACGCCUGCUCUGGACCCUAAAGAGUCUGGAGUCCUUCCCAGCGAAUUGUCUCUCACUCUGCGGAGCACGCCAGCUCAAUUACUGAAGGAGCUUGAUCCUUGCCACCGCCCUCCCCUCCUGUCUUCACUAGGAGCCUGGAAGAGGAGAUCCGCUCCAGUGCGCACCGGAGUGACCAAGUGCAGCUGGCUACCGGGGCAGCGACCUGGACGCGGGUCCUUCUUUUCCUCCGCCCGAGGCUACACCCUCCCUGUGCGCCCUGAGCACAGCGCUGGACCAUCCCGGCAGGACUCGCGGGUGACAUCACUCCUGAAGAUACUCUCGCUCUGGUCCUUGCCUUUACAAAGCCUCUAUCAGUGUGUUUGUGGGUCUCUGGAGAGGAAUCCGGCUUCCUGGGAAGAGAGCAGGGCACUGCGAAGCAACUAACCAGAGGAAGCAAAAGAGCAGGGUCGAGUGAAGGAGUAUCCCAGCGGGUGGCGACAUGAAAUUCAACGCUGCACAUUACCUGCUGCCCCUGCUGCCUGCACUCGUCCUCAGCACCAGACAGGACUAUGAAGAGCUACAGAAGCAGCUGAAGGAAGUCUUUAAGGAACGCAGCUCGGUCCUGAGGCAGCUGACAAAGACAUCCAGAGAACUGGACGGGAUCAAAGUCAACCUUCAGUCUUUGAAAAAUGAUGAGCAAUCAUCCAAAACUGAUGUUCACAAGCUCCUGGAGUUAGGCCAGAAACAAAGGGAAGAAAUGAAGUCUGUCCAGGAAGCCCUGCAGAAUCAGCUUAAAGAGACAUCUGAGAAAGCUGAGAAACACCAGGCCACAAUUAAUUUUUUGAAGACUGAAGUGGAAAGGAAAAGCAAAAUGAUCCGUGACUUACAGAAUGAGAAUAAAAGCUUGAAAAACAAAUUGUUGUCAGGAAGCAAGCUGUGUGGAAUUCAUGCAGAAGAGUCCAAAAAAAUCCAAGCGCAACUGAAAGAGCUCCGUUAUGGAAAGAAAGACUUGUUAUUUAAGGCCCAGCAGCUCACUGAACUGGAACAAAAGUUAGCUGUAGCCAAAAAUGAACUUGAGAAAGCAGCUCUUGACAGGGAAUCGCAGAUGAAAGCAAUGAAAGAGACCGUACAACUCUGCUUGUCGUCAGUUUUCCGUGAUCAGCCUCCUCCUUUGAGUCUCAUCUCAUCAAAUUCACCACAGAUGUUACAUCCAUCCAGAACAAUUGCUUCCAAAGUCCCAGAAACAAGGACAAAAAGCAAGCCACAACGAAGUUCUCCAGGAAACUAUGAGAGCUCUAGAGAACAAGCAACAAAGGAAGAGACUAGGAGAACAUCUGUGUGUGGUCCUCAAGAUGAGGGUAGUUCCUGUUCCAUCAAGCAUGAGGAGGGUCCCCAAAGUAAUCUCACUGCAGAGUCAGAGCUGACAACACAGAAACUGCAAAUGCCUCUUUGUUCUGAAUGUGAGGAGAAAAAAGGCCCAGAAAAACAAUCAGCGGGUUUCGAUGGGACUCCAGCUAGAGAAGAGAAAAUUCUGUAAACAGGAGGCAUGGCGUCAAACGCUUUCCUUUCCAGCCGUCAUGUUUCCAGAGCACAGGCUUGAUGGGAACACAUUUCUAAAGCAUGCAGCUUUUUCAGAUCUUUAUGUAACUUUAUAAUGUGGACUAUACAAUUCCCAAAAGAUUCCAGGCUGAUUAUGAACUUUAGCAAUAACCCAAUGAAAAGAAUUUCUUCACUUUUACAUCUUUAAAAUUACCCAGUACAAACUGAUUUGUUUCAAGCUAAAAUACAACAUAGCA